AGGAGGAAGAGGACACACAACAAGAGAGAGCCAUGGUGAUGCCCCAUGAGCGUGCAAGAGCCAUCAAAAUGCGGGACAAAUUCGCCUUUCUUCGUUUCAUGGGGCAUCAAACAGCCCUUAUGACGGCGCCGCACUCUGCCAUCCGCAACGCACUCACUCACUCAAUCACGCUAGUCCUCUACCACCCACCCCACAAAACCCCAAUCCUACGCUGCUUUCUCUGAGUUGGUGGUGAUUCUACUCAAUUUUUUAACUCGUGGCAGUGUGUGCAGUAAGUAGUAUGGUUUUUUUUUUUUUUUUUUUUUUUUUUUGGUUUUUUUAAGGAAAAAAGGGUUUGAAAAUCUUGUUUGGGUACUUUGUUCUGUGCAUUUGAGGUGUUUGCAGCGAGAGAAUUGUACCUGGUAGGCCGGAAGUGGGGAGUAACAGGGCGUGAGAGGCAAUGCCUGGAGUUGUCUUGGUGUCGUUUGCGUUCAGUUGUGAAAUUGACGCUUAGUGAGUUGCGUUGGAGUGCGCUGCUGGCGGCUGAAGGAUCAGGGGGCUUGAAGAAGGGGAUUGGUCUGCAGUAGGAGCAGGAAAGGAGGGAUUACUGGGUCGUUUAAGGCGGUUCGCGGUUCGUUCAGAGGAGCUUGGGUCAAUAUGAAGUAUGUACUCGUUACUGGGGGUGUGGUGAGCGGCCUUGGAAAGGGAGUCACGGCCAGUAGCAUCGGAGUUGUACUCAAGGCAUGUGGUCUUCGGGUCACAUCAAUCAAAAUUGAUCCUUACCUGAACACUGAUGCCGGAACCAUGUCACCUUUCGAACACGGGGAAGUCUUUGUUUUGGACGAUGGUGGUGAGGUUGACCUGGAUCUUGGUAAUUAUGAGCGCUUUCUGGACGUCACAUUGACACGGGACAACAACAUCACCACUGGGAAAAUUUACCAGGCAGUGAUAGAGAAGGAGAGGCGGGGUGACUUCCUGGGAAAAACUGUUCAGGUUGUACCACACAUCACAGAUGCUAUUCAGGACUGGAUUGAACGAGUCGCUAGAGUUCCAGUGGACGGACAUGAUGGAAGUGCAGAUGUUUGUGUCAUUGAGCUGGGAGGCACUGUUGGUGAUAUUGAAUCCAUGCCUUUUAUUGAAGCUCUCCGACAGUUCCAGUUUCGAGUUGGUAAUAGCAACUUCUGUUUGGUCCACGUGAGUUUGGUUCCCGUUCUGGGUGUUGUGGGCGAGCAGAAGACAAAACCAACACAGCACAGCGUUCGGGAACUUCGAGCACUGGGUCUUACUCCUGAUUUGCUGGCUUGCCGAAGCGCCCAGCCCUUGGAGCAGGCCACCAAGGAGAAGCUCUCUCAAUUUUGCCAUGUUCCAGCUGCUCACAUACUCAACAUCUAUGAUGUCUCCAACAUCUGGCACAUCCCUCUCUUGUUGCGGGAUCAGCAAGGACAUCUAGCGAUUCUUCGCAAACUUCAGUUGAGUUCUGUACCGCCUCCCGAUUUGGAGAAAUGGGCUGCGCGAGCUGAGCGAUGUGACAACCUUUCUAUCCCAGUAAAGAUUGCAAUGGUUGGGAAAUAUACCGGUCUGUCCGACUCGUAUCUGUCAGUUCUCAAGGCUCUGCAACAUGCCUGCAUCGCAUGUUCAAGAAAGUUGGUGUUGGAGUGGGUUGCAGCUACUGAUCUUGAAGAUCGUGCUAAGGAGGAGACACCAGAAGCAUACGAUUCUGCUUGGAAUACCUUGAAGAAUUCUCAUGGUGUGCUUGUACCUGGUGGAUUUGGUGAUCGAGGAGUGCAAGGAAAGAUACUAGCCGCCACUUAUGCUCGUACAAAUCGGGUUCCUUACUUGGGAAUUUGCCUUGGGAUGCAGCUUGCUGUCGUGGAGUUUGCCAGGAAUGUCCUUGGACUGAAGGACGCUAAUAGCACUGAGUUCGACUCUGCCACACCGCAUCCAUGUGUUGUUUUUAUGCCAGAGGUCUCUAAAACGCACAUGGGUGGCACUAUGAGACUAGGAGCUCGGAAGACACUGUUACAAACGGCUGAUUGCAUAACUGCCAAAUUGUAUCAAAAGGAUUCAUUUUUGGAUGAGCGGCAUAGGCAUCGUUAUGAGGUGAAUCCUGAGUUGGUGGAGAGUUUAGAAGCGGUAGGACUGCGCUUUGUUGGCAAGGAUGAAACAGGGCGUAGGAUGGAGGUUUUGGAGUUGCGAGGACACCCCUAUUACGUGGGUGUGCAAUUUCAUCCAGAAUUUAAGUCAAGACCUGGAAAACCUUCUGCAGUAUUCCUAGGUCUAAUUUUAGCUGCCUCGGGUCAGAUGGAUUCAUACAUCAAUGGGGCGCCUACAUCUGUAACAGCUAGAAAUCAUUCAGCCACUAACUCCACACCUGACUCCAACCAUGCUGAGAUCUCCCAAGCUUCAGAAGGAUUACAUAGUCUCGCAGUCUAGGUUUGGUUGCUGGAGUGAAAGAAAAUUAUUGCACAGUGAUUGUUUGCUAAUCCAUCAUUGCCUUGCCAGCCUCUAAAUAAGGAAACAAUUCUUGUACGCUACUUUCUUAUUUUUUAUGUUUAAUUUCCUAUUUAUUGCUCUGCGAGUGGUGAACUUAA
Molecule: messenger RNA, 2570 nt
Organism: Physcomitrium patens
Lineage: Eukaryota; Viridiplantae; Streptophyta; Bryopsida; Funariales; Funariaceae
Biological process (GO): pyrimidine nucleobase biosynthetic process; CTP biosynthetic process
Molecular function (GO): CTP synthase activity; identical protein binding
Source: RefSeq, a predicted model, not a curated record